Molecule: messenger RNA, 1900 nt
Organism: Oryzias melastigma (Indian medaka)
Lineage: Eukaryota; Metazoa; Chordata; Actinopteri; Beloniformes; Adrianichthyidae
Gene: serpine2
Product: serpin peptidase inhibitor, clade E (nexin, plasminogen activator inhibitor type 1), member 2
Exons: 9
Coding region: 263-1480 (405 amino acids)
Biological process (GO): negative regulation of plasminogen activation; negative regulation of endopeptidase activity
Molecular function (GO): serine-type endopeptidase inhibitor activity
Source: RefSeq, a predicted model, not a curated record
GUGACUGCUUCGCCGCUCGGCUUUUUACGGUAGAGGCGAGCCGCACUUCGUGCUCCGUUGUUUGGCUGGAAGGCGGAGCCCAGAGCAAUAAAGUCCUCCGAGAAACAACGGCGGGGUCAGAAAUAAGGCUGACUGCCGCCGGGACCAGAACCGUCAACACACCUCUUGGACCGGGUUUAGCUGCUGGAACUUAAGGAAGCGGGGAGGCGGACGGAUACGGUCACCGUUUCACCUGAGUGAUAAAGUCGGAGCAACUCCCCCCAUGAUGGGUGUUCUGGGGAUCAUGAAGAAACACACAUCUCUAGUUUGCCUUUGUGCACUGCUGAGCCUGUUUGGAGUCAAGAAGGUGCUGUGCCAAGCUCCAUCAUAUGGAGAACGAGGCUCUGAUCUUGGUGUCCAGGUGUUUCAGGAAGUAGUCCGCUCCAAGCCCUUAGAGAACGUGGUGCUUUCGCCCCAUGGAGUGGCUUCUGUCUUGGGCAUGCUGCUCCCUGGAGCCCACGGGGAAACGCGGAGGCAGAUCAUCAAAGGGCUGCGGUACAAGAAAAAUGGACCGUACAAGAUGUUGAAGAGGUUGCACAAAACUCUCACUUCAAAGUCCAACCAGGACACUGUUCUGAUUGCCAACGGUAUCUUCAGCCAGAAGGGUUUCCCCAUGGAGAAGAGCUUUAUGAGCACAAACAAAGCCAACUUUCAGUGUGAGAGCAGGAGCCUGGACUUCAGCAACCCCCAUACUGCUGCUGACGAGAUCAACAAAUGGGUCAACAACAUGACCAAAGGUCACAUCCCCAGCUUGGUCAAAGCAGACAUGCUGGAUCCAGCAAUGACCCGUCUGGUCGCUGUCAACUCCAUCUACUUCAAAGGCCUGUGGAAGUCCUGCUUCAAGCCAGAGAACACCAAGAUGCGACCCUUCAACGCGGCUGACGGAAGCGUCUAUAAAGUUCCGAUGAUGUCCCAGCUGUCACUCUUCAACAUAGGCAUUGCCACCACCCCUGAAGGGAGCAAAUACAAGGUGAUCGAGCUGCCGUACCACGGCGACAACAUCACCAUGGUUAUCGUUGUUCCCUCUGAAGAAGACACGCCCCUGUCCAGCAUCACCCCCCACAUCAGCACGGCCACCGUGCAGACCUGGACCAAACUCAUGCACAUGAGGAAGAUCCGCCUGCUCAUCCCAAAGUUCACUGCAGAGGCAGAGGUGGACCUGGAAGCCCCCCUCUCAUCUUUGGGAAUAUCGGACAUUUUCAGUCAGGAGAAAGCCGACUUCUCCCACAUCAGCGCUGAACCUCUGCACGUGUCCAAAGCUCUCCAGAAAGCCAAGAUCAUAGUGAAUGAAGACGGGACACAAGCUGCAGCUGCCACCGCUACCAUCCUCCUGGCGCGGUCCUCCCCGCCAUGGGUCACGGUGGACAGACCGUUCCUCUUCCUCAUCCGGCACAAACCCACAGGAACCAUUCUCUUCAUGGGGCAGAUAAACCAGCCGUGAGGGCGCCGCCUGCUCCCCCCGGACACACUCCAUGAACCCCCUGACCAGCUUGUGGAUCGCUCACUCGCCGCCUUACGGGAACUGUUAUGUAAAAUGUGGACGGAUGAUUUCAGUUUUAAAUAUUGCUUUUUAUGUUACUCAUUUUCUGGAUCGCAGCACGCUGGAUAAAAGGUUUUCCAACUGUUUUAAUUUUGUGUUUAAACUUUUUUGACUAUAUUGCGUUUUUAAAGACUUUGAAUGUCAUUUAUUUUGUUUUGUCUUGCUUUGGCCGUGAGAAGAUUUUUUUUUUUUUACCUUCUUACUGGAAUAUUUGUGUUAUUUUGCCAUCUUUACACUCUUAGAAACAUGUUCUUUUUGUGGAUGAACUUUUCUGUUAAACCUGUUUGAAAAUGCAAGCAAGAAUAAAACAACUGAAAAUGG